Messenger RNA from Cinclus cinclus, 879 nucleotides. Its product is annotated as homeobox protein ARX-like. The transcript is spliced from 5 exons. Gene Ontology annotation, molecular function: DNA-binding transcription factor activity, RNA polymerase II-specific; RNA polymerase II transcription regulatory region sequence-specific DNA binding. Gene Ontology annotation, biological process: regulation of transcription by RNA polymerase II. Bases 1 to 879 code for a protein of 292 amino acids. Lineage: Eukaryota; Metazoa; Chordata; Aves; Passeriformes; Cinclidae. The record is from RefSeq and is a predicted model, not a curated record.
AUGCAGAGCGCGGCCCCCGCCGCCCCGCCGGCCCUGCACCUCCUCACCUCCUACUUCAUCGACAGCAUCCUGGGCCGGGGCCCCGCCGCGGGCCGGCACGGCGCCGAACGCGCGGAGACGCCGCGGCCCGGCCGAGCGCGCAGCCCCGCGGAGGAGCCGCAGGCGGAGCAGCGCGAGGAGCGCCCGCCCGGCUCCGGGGCACCGGGGCCGGUGAAGAGGAAGCAGCGGCGGUACCGCACCACGUUCAGCACGUUCCAGCUGGAGGAGCUGGAGCGCGCCUUCUGCAAGUCCCACUACCCCGACGUGUUCACCAGAGAGGAGCUGGCCCUGCGCCUUGACCUGACGGAAGCCCGGGUGCAGGUCUGGUUCCAAAACAGAAGGGCAAAGUGGAGGAAACGUGAAAAAAAUGAAAUUCUGGGGACUGUUCCGGGAAUCUCCUUAACGCACCCACUUGGUCUAUUUUUGGAUGUUCCACUGAGUCAUUCUCCCCUCCUAGAUCACACGUGGAGCUUUAAAAAUGUACAUAUGGAAGAAAUUGGAAAUUUUGGAACUUUUUUUCCUAAUACUUUGGUGGGGGGAAGCUGCAACUCAGUAAGUAUUUGUUCUCCAAAACAAGUCUUAAUUUGGGUAAUAUUGACUUCUUUCAAAUACAGGUUUCUCAGUGCUUUAAAUCCUCUCAUGACAACAGCUUCAGUGCUAAUGAAAGCUCCUGGACCCCCGUCAGACCCUGUUCUCACUGCCUUCACUGAUCCAGCAGCAGUUGAAAGGAAAACGUCAAGCAUUGCAGCACUAAGACUCAAAGCGAAAGAACAUUCAGCACAAAUCCCUCAAUUAAACCUCAUCUCCAGUCUUACAAACACUAACAAAGAACUUUGUUAG